Messenger RNA from Camelus dromedarius (Arabian camel), 1150 nucleotides. It is a transcript of the gene RTF2, whose product is annotated as replication termination factor 2. The record is from RefSeq and is a predicted model, not a curated record. Bases 97 to 1014 code for a protein of 305 amino acids. NCBI's taxonomy places the organism in Eukaryota, Metazoa, Chordata, Mammalia, Artiodactyla, Camelidae. Gene Ontology annotation, cellular component: nucleus. Gene Ontology annotation, biological process: mitotic DNA replication termination; site-specific DNA replication termination at RTS1 barrier. The transcript is spliced from 9 exons.
UCACUGCGGCGCGCCGGAAGUGACUGAUACGGUCGCCAGAGACUCCGGAAGUGGCUGCUGUGGGGGAUUACUGCAGACUUUGACUCCCGGCUUGCGAUGGGUUGCGACGGGGGAACAAUCCCCAAGAGACACGAACUGGUGAAGGGGCCGAAGAAAGUUGAGAAGGUUGACAAAGAUGCUGAAUUAGUGGCCCAGUGGAACUACUGUGCUCUAAGUCAAGAAAUAUUAAGGCGACCGAUAGUUGCCUGUGAGCUUGGCAGACUUUACAACAAAGAUGCCGUCAUUGAGUUUCUAUUGGACAAAUCAUCUGAAAAGGCUCUUGGGAAGGCGGCAUCUCACAUUAAAAGCAUUAAGAAUGUGACCGAACUAAGGCUUUCUGACAACCCUGCCUGGGAAGGAGACAAAGGAAACACAAAAGGUGACAAACACGAUGACCUCCAGCGGGCGCGUUUCAUCUGCCCCGUCGUGGGCUUGGAGAUGAACGGCAGACACAGGUUUUGCUUCCUGCGGUGCUGUGGUUGCGUGUUUUCCGAACGAGCCCUGAAGGAGAUAAAAGCAGAAGUUUGUCACACAUGCGGGGCUGCCUUCCAGGAGGAUGACGUCAUCGUGCUCAAUGGCACCAAGGAGGACGUGGAAGUGCUGAAGGGAAGGAUGGAGGAGAGACGGCUUCGAGCGAAGCUGGGAAAGAAAGCAAAGAAACCAAAGGCAGCGGAGUCUGUCUCAAAAUCAGAUGUCAGUGAAGAAACCCCAGGACCAUCAAAAAUUAAGACUGGGAAGCCUGAAGAAACCAGCCUUGAUUCUAGAGAGAAGAAAACCAACUCGGCUCUCAAAAGUGCAGCAAAUGGGAGCUCUUCUGGAAAAGCCGGGAAGCCUCCGUGUGGAGCGACAAAGAGGUCCAUUGCCGACAGUGAGGAGUCGGAAGCUUACAAGUCCCUUUUCACAACUCACAGCUCCGCCAAGCGCUCCAAGGAGGAGUCAGCCCACUGGGUCACCCACACGUCCUACUGCUUCUGAAGCCCGUGCCGCGCCCCCACGCCGGCUCCUCCGACUCCACGAGGGAGGGGCUGUGGGCCUGGGCUGUGCUCUGUGUGCUCUGCUCCAGCUCCGUCUGCACGAGGUCAACCCCCCAAACCUCUGCCGCUGUGGUCAG